AAAUUUGAUGUUGUGAAUGAAAAGGAUUAUCCAAACGAUAAAGAAUUAAUUGAAGAUAUUGAUGUUAUAAUAAUUACAGGCUCUUCCUUUUCUGUUUACGAAGAUGUUCCUUGGAUUCAUAAACUUGACAAUUUUAUUUCUUUAAUUUAUAAUAAUUAUCGUAAAGUCAAAUUAGUUGGAAUUUGUUUUGGUCAUCAGAUUAUUGCUAAAGCUUUAGCAGGAAAACAUAUCUUUAAAACUAAUAAAAAAGUUUUGCGUCUUCAAGAAAUGCAUCAGGAUCAUGUAACAAAAAUGCCAUCAAAUUUUAUCAAUUGGGGAAGUACAUAUGUAUCACAAAUACAAGGAAUGUUUAAAGAAGGACAUGUCUUGACUGUUCAAGCUCAUCCUGAAUUUGUUAGUGGAGAGGUGAAGGAAAUAAUUAAAAAUCGUUUGGAAAAGAAAAUUUAUACAAAAGAAUUUGCAGAUCAAAAAAUCAAAGAUGCAGAUUUAGAAGUUGAUAAUAUAUGGUUAGGAAUGAAGAUUAUAGAAUUUAUGUAUGAUGAAAUUCAAAGAUGGUAA
Entrophospora sp. SA101 is the source of this 558-nucleotide messenger RNA. The record is from the annotation of a GenBank genome assembly. NCBI's taxonomy places the organism in Eukaryota, Fungi, Glomeromycota, Glomeromycetes, Entrophosporales, Entrophosporaceae.